CUGGACCAGACGCUGGAGGAGUUCAAGGCGCAGUUCGGUGACAAACCCAGCGAGGGGCGGCCCCGCCGCACGGACCUGACGGUGCUGGUGGCUCAUAACGACGAUCCCACCGACCAGAUGUUUGUUUUCUUCCCCGAGGAGCCCAAGGUUGGAAUAAAGACCAUCAAGAUGUACUGCCAGAGGAUGCAGGAGGAGAACAUCACCCGAGCGCUGAUCGUGGUGCAGCAGGGCAUGACCCCCUCAGCAAAGCAGUCUCUGGUGGACAUGGCUCCCAAGUACAUCCUGGAGCAGUUCCUGCAGCAAGAGCUGCUCAUCAACAUCACAGAACACGAGCUGGUCCCAGAGCACGUUGUGAUGACCAAGGAGGAGGUGACGGAGCUGCUGGCCAGAUACAAACUGAGGGAGAACCAGCUCCCCAGGAUACAGGCCGGGGAUCCCGUUGCCCGGUACUUCGGGAUAAAGCGCGGUCAGGUGGUGAAGAUCAUCCGGCCGAGCGAGACCGCGGGACGAUACAUCACCUACCGGCUGGUGCAGUGA
This is a messenger RNA of Chaetura pelagica (chimney swift), 537 nucleotides long. It is a transcript of the gene POLR2E, whose product is annotated as polymerase (RNA) II (DNA directed) polypeptide E, 25kDa. Lineage: Eukaryota; Metazoa; Chordata; Aves; Apodiformes; Apodidae. Gene Ontology annotation, molecular function: DNA-directed RNA polymerase activity; DNA binding. Gene Ontology annotation, cellular component: RNA polymerase III complex; RNA polymerase II, core complex; RNA polymerase I complex. The transcript is spliced from 6 exons. The record is from RefSeq and is a predicted model, not a curated record. Gene Ontology annotation, biological process: DNA-templated transcription. The annotation marks the transcript as partial.